Lycium ferocissimum is the source of this 377-nucleotide messenger RNA. RefSeq names its product metallothionein-like protein type 2. The transcript has 3 exons. NCBI's taxonomy places the organism in Eukaryota, Viridiplantae, Streptophyta, Magnoliopsida, Solanales, Solanaceae. The record is from RefSeq and is a predicted model, not a curated record. The coding region runs from base 82 to 312 and encodes 76 amino acids. Gene Ontology annotation, molecular function: metal ion binding.
ACAAUUACUUGCUUUAAUUUAGUGAUAACUCAAUUUCUCAACUUCUCUUAUUACUACUAAGUCUUUCAAAUUCAAACAAAAAUGUCUUGCAACGGAGGAAACUGUGGUUGUGGUUCUGGCUGCAGUUGCGGCAAUGGUGGAGGGUGCGGCAUGUAUCCUGAUUUGGAGAAGUCCACCACCCUUACCAUCAUCGAGGGCGUUGCGCCUAUGAAGAACAAAGCAAUAGUUGAGGGAUCAGUCGAGAAAGCAACAGAAGGAGGGCAUGGCUGCAAGUGUGGAUCAAGCUGCCAGUGUGACCCUUGCAACUGUUGAAGUUCUACUAUAGUGCUUCCACUAUGAACAUGAAAAAAUAAAUUGUGUUCCUGUAUUUUAAGUGU